GCGGAGCCGCGGAGCUUACCUUGGGAAGAUGUGGAAAUGGAUGUUCCUUACAGCUGAUACUAAGAGGAUCUUUGCAAGAUGAGAUCGUAGAUGAUUCCAAAAUGAUCCUGAAUGUGCCAUUUGUCGAUACUAGUAUAGAAAGAGUGGAUGAGCUCCGUAUUGUGUCGAACGAAAUGGUUCAACUCAUUGAGACAGCUUCAGUCCCCGUCUUGGCUGUUGGUGCCUCAG
Ilex paraguariensis (yerba mate) is the source of this 228-nucleotide messenger RNA. The record is from the annotation of a GenBank genome assembly. Lineage: Eukaryota; Viridiplantae; Streptophyta; Magnoliopsida; Aquifoliales; Aquifoliaceae.